UAACAUACAUUUAUGGCACUUGUAGGCCCACCUGUUUUGAUACAUGUUUGUUUUCACAACACAAAUGUACGUUUACACCCAUUGGAUUGCUUUGUGUUAAUUUAAGAUCCUCUCCAGCUCAUUUGGCAUGUUAAUAGUGUAUCUGGGUGCAGAUGUUGUGGUCUGUCGACAGCUGGCUUGCUGUGUCCUUCUGAAUGAACCCAAUGGGAGCCCUGGUCCAUGUGCUCAGUUACCACUAAGAGGAACACCUGCAGGGAGAGCACUGGGAUCUAGUAUUACACUGUGCACCAUGUGCUCAACUACCUGAGGAACACCCAGUCAGAUGGUCUGUCUCAUGCUACAGCCUGGAGGAGUGCCAAGUAAUUGGGAUGUAGGCUAGUAUAGUGAUGAAAAAAACAGGUUGAACACUUUCCCAUCUUAGUGUUGGGCCUAAAUGUCAGUAUUUUGCUGGGCUGCUUGGAUGGAAGGGAUGGCCCAUUGUGUUGUAACGGUACUGCCUCGGCCAUUGUUAUCCUUGUUUAGGGAAGUCAUGUGCUUCCUGCUUUCUGAGCCAACUGACUCAUCUCACAAGGAACAAUCUGCAACUGUGCUGCGCUGUGGAAUUCAACAGGAUGACGAGGCCUAACUCGGUGCAACUGAGUGUAAAGUCAAAGGAUAUGCAAGGCUUUUCCCAGAGAAUCUAUCAGAUAGUGUCUCUGUCUAUCCUUUAAUUCGGUGUGGAAUGACUUAAUACAGUUUCUAUGGAUGUCUAACGCAGAUAACCAGUGAGUGGUGUCUGUGGUUGGUUUGCACAGAAAGGGAGUCUGUAAAUUAUAAAAACAAAUGCAGGGUGACAAAAGAAAUUGCGACAUCAGGGAAGGCACUGACUGCCUGCAGAAUGAAUUUGUUGGCUGAGGGAGGUGGGUGUGCUGAGCGCUGUCUUUCCUUGCGGCUGAUGGCAGCAGCGGAGGGAGGGGUGGGGACAGGUUCUGUGUGGCUUUAAUUGAUAGCUUAAUCACAGAGCUCUGUCUCUGUAGAACCUAGUGAAAUCACACUUCUCUACCUCUGGAGGCUGCGUGCUUGUGUUAUCUCUGAAGACAACAUCAGUUGUCCACCUAGACCAGGGGUCUCCAACAUUUUCUAGCAUGAGAGCUACUUUUAAAUAAUGUAACAUGUUGCAAGCAUAUUUUUUUUAGCUCAUUCUUUUCUUCUCCACUCUCCUGCAACUCUUCCCGGGAUCCUUGGUGCACUACUUUCUCUUGUACAGUAUGUUUUCUGUCAAUAUACCUGGUCAAAUAAUGGUAAUAAACAACUCUAAGGGGGAGCUCUAUAAAAUCUUUUUAUAUUUUCCCAAAUUAUGUUUUCUCUUUUUAUUUUCCUGGUUUUGUUAUUAUUUUUUAAAUACUCACAAAAUUACAAUUGUUCAUAGAGAAAAAAGGAAAUGGGAUGUUCUGAGUCCAUGUCUGCUUAAAUCACAUCAGAAGAAAAUUUUUAGAUCUGGAAGAUUUUUUGGACUGUAAUUUUGACUUAAAUGCGCAUCUAACCCUUUAAUUGUGCAUCUAGCGAGUGAGGAAUGGUUUUGGGAAAUGUAUUUCUGUCGACCCACAAGACGGUUAUCACAUCUACUGCCUACGCACGGAAUGAUAUAAAAACCGGGGCAAUAUUGCUGGAAAUUAAUUGUGUUAGGUUUGUCUUUUUAAGCCAAUAUUGGCAGUAGUUGGGAGAUUGUGGUGGCUGAUACUUGUGAGAUUUGUUUGACAGUUUGCUGUGGAAAACAUAAAUGUUAUGUACUUUCUGAAUUGUUUGGUGAGCUACUCAUACAUUAUAUAUUCAAAAGUAAGUGGACACAUCUUCAAAUUAGUGGAUUUGGCUAUUUUAGCCACACCCGUUGCUGACAGGUGAAUAAAAUUGAACAUACAACCAUACAAUCUCCAUACACAAACAUUUGUAGUAGAAUGGUCUUACUGAAGAGCUCAGUGACAUUCAAUGUGGCACUGUCAUAGGAUGCCACCUUUCCAAUGAGACAAUUCAUCAAAUUUCUGCCCUGCUAGAGUUGCCCCGGUCAACUGUAAGUGCUCUUAUUGUGAAGUGGAAACGUCUAGGAAUGAUCUGUUCUUGGUUGCAACACUCACUACCAAGUUCCAAACUGCCUCUGGAAGCAACGUCAGCACAAUAACUGUUAAUCGGGAGCUUUGUGAAAUAGGUUUCCAUGGCCUAGCAGUGGCACACAAGCCUAAGAUCGCAAUGCCAAGCGUCGGCAGAAGUGGUAUAAAAUUUGCUGCCAUUGGAGUCUGAGCAGUGGAAACACGCACUCUGGAGUAAUGAAUCGCGCUUCGCAAUCUGGCAGUCCAAUGGACAAAAAUACAGAAAUGGUUGUUGAGAUCAUUGUGGAAGAACUUGACUGGCCUGCACAGAGCCCUGACCUCAACCACAUCGAACACCUCUGGGAUGAAUUGGAACGCAGACUGCGAGGCAGGCCUAAUCACCCAACAUCAGUGUCCGACCUCACUAAUGCUCUUGUGGCUGAAUGGAGAAAUGUUCCUACAUCUAGUGGAAAGCCUUCCUAGAAGAGUGGAGGCUGUUAUAGCAGCAAAGGGGGACUUUCUCCAUAUUAAGGCCCAUGAUUUUAGAAUGAGAUGUUCGACGAGCAGGUGUCCACAUACUGUUGGUCAUGUAGUGUAUGUAGCUGCGAGCUACUGGUAGCUCGAGAUCGACCUGUUUAAGACCCCUGACCUAGAGGGAUCUUGUUAUUGUCAUCAGGUAGCAUCAGAUUGCAGACUGUUCCUUGGCUUUCAAAUCCAAUUGAGUCGCUGACUCAUCUGUCUCGGGGUCAGGAUAGGGACUGUUACAGCUCCAGUUUCCUCCAUGUUCACGUGUCUGUCAUGCCUAAUGCAUUUCAGGUAUUAAACCUGUUUUAAAGGAUUUGCUCUAACACUUCUGGUGUUCUGGUUUCUAAGCUUUUCCAGUGAUCUAUAUACAUUAUACAACUCAAGGAGUUGCAGUCCUUCCGUGCUUUAUGUUCUAAGGAUCUAAUGAACACUGAAACAGUGGGAAAAUAGGCCUAGUUACUCUACCAAAACCUGUCCAGUUAUUGAUCUAUGUCACGGGUCUUCAACCUUUUCUUGCCCAGGGGCCCCCUGCCAGGCAAACCGGCAACCCAUGGACCCACAUCAUAUGUUAGCAAAACAUUUCCUGUCUUAUCACCAAGUGAAUGAUAGCUAGAAAGGUAACUCCAAACAUAUCUUAACUAAGAGCAGCUGUUUAGCUGGUUAAACAAAGGUUAGUUAGCAAAAAUGUAUGUCCAAGUCAAAAAAGCUUACCUGCUGCCAGCGGCACUUGCCUCGCUGGUAGCCCAUUCGCCGGUGCUUAAUCAAAGCCUAUGUCAGAUACUCUAGUGAGUGUAACUGGCUACAAUGUGUGUAAUUGGCUCAAUAUUGGGAGUUGAAAAAUAAAGUUGACAUCAUUAGAAAGAAGAGAUUCUACUCUUACUGUAGGAACGUAUAUCAUUCAACAUUUAUUUUUUCGGUUGUUUUUAGUGAUAGUCAUAAAACCAUUGAAAUAAUAAAACAUAAAACAUCCAUUCUCCCCUUCCCUGCAGUACUUCAGCGGACCCCUAAGGGGCCAGGGACCCCUGGUAGAAUACCCCUGGUGUAAGUGUUCUGUCUCAACUGAUGUGGGGUUGAAGAAUACCUACUAGCUCCUCAGUCCUGUCCUACAGUAUCUAUUCGUUCCCUCUUUUCUUGAGGACUUCUCAUAGCUGGUUUGCCUGUAAUGAUUCAAACUCAUGUUUAUAAAGUCUUAAUGUCAUUAUGAUUACAAACGCCUGCAUGUAUUCCAGUCCCAUGAAUAGGCUGUGUGCUCUUGUCUUCAUUGACGUGAUGCUGCCUGCAGAGGGAUGGAAAUAUGACUAUCACUCCAGUUCAAUCCCUCACCAUGUCUUGAGUGCAAAAAAUACACUGUAUUUUAAAAAGCCUAAUUUAAAUGGCUAAUUAUUCAUGGCUGUCCGUAUCAUUGCUUUCUGAAUGUUUGUGUGUUGUGUCAUUUUUUUUUACACAUCCAUGUGUCUAGUUAGGAACAACACAUUGUUUUACUUUGAACACAAUCACUGUGUUGGCACAUUUAACACAACAUGUGUGGUCCCUAACUAGACUGAUGAGCACUAUCAUUGUUGAGCCAUGUAUUGUCUACUUCAAUCAAAAUCAAAUGUAUUUAUAAAGCCCUUCUUACAUCAGCUGAUGUCACAAAGUGCUGUACAGAAACCCAGUCUAAAACCCCAAACAGCAAGCAAUGCACAUGUAGAAGCACAGUGGCUAGAAAAAAACUCCCUAGAAAGGCCAGAACCUAGGAAGAGACCUAGAGAGGGACCAGGCUAUGAGGGGUGGCCAGUUCUCUACUGGCUGUGCCGGGUGGAGAUUAUAACAGAACAUGGCCAAGAUGUUCAAAUGUUCAUAGAUGACCAGCAGGGUCAAAUAAUAAUAAUCACAGUGGUUGUAGAGGGUGAAACAGGUCAGCACCUCAGGAGUAAAUGUCAGUUGGCUUUUCAUAGCCAAUCAUUCAGAGAAUCUCUACCGCUCCUGCUGUCUCUAGAGAGUUGAUAACAGCAGGUCUGGGACAGGUAGUACGUGCAGUGAACAGGUCAGGGUUCCAUAGCCGCAGGCAGAACAGUUGAAACUGGAGCAGCAGCACGACCUAGUGGACUGGGGACAGCAAGGAGUCAUCAGGCCAGGUAGUCCUGAGGCAUGGUCCUAGGGCUCAGGUCCUCCGGGAGAGAGAAAGAAAAAAAGAGAGAAAAUUAGAGAGAGCAUACUUAAAUUCACACAGGACACCGGAUAAGACAGGAGAAAUACUCCAGAUAUAACAGACUGACCCUAGCCUCCUCGACACAUCAACUAUUGCAGCAUAAAUUCUGGAGGCUGAGACAGGAAGGGUCGGGAGACACUGUGGCCCUGCCCGACUAUACCCCCGGACAGGGGCAAACAGACAGGAUAUACUUCUAACUCAGGGACAUGUUUCCUAUUGGUUGAUGACAACAUAUCAUUACUUCCUAUUUUCUUUGAUUAAGGGACUCGUUAUAUCUGUGUCCCUGUCUUUAUGCUGUAGAGGGAACGCCUUAGUCUAACUGUUCAGUAGAGAGGCCUCAAUACAUCUCAGGAGAGGCUGGUAAGUUGUUGUCUGCCAGUCAGUCUUGGCAUGAUUGCAAUGUUCUGACCCUUUGAUAGGCCAGGAUUCAGGAAGCAUGUUAUCCUACAUUCUAGAUCUGGUGUGAUGCAUGUCUUUGUCCCUCACACUGACUCAUACAUGCUUUGUUUGAUAUGGUCUGACCUGUCCAGAGCUUGAUGAUGUACCACUGGCUUGUCAGCUCUGUCAGAGAAUAUAAAGACUUUCCUCUCAGUACAUCUCACUGUAUUGCAGGUGUUGCCAGGCACAUUGUUAUUCACUUGGCUUUUUACAUUUUUUUAUAAAAAAAUGUACCCCUUUUUCUCCCCAAUUUUGUGGUAUCCAAUUGUUGUAGUAGCUACUAUCUUGUCUCAUCGCUACAACUCCCGUACAGGCUCGGGAGAGACGAAGGUUGUAAGUCAUGCGUCCUCCGAUACACAACCCAACCAGCCGUACUGCUUCUUAACACAGCGCGCAUCCAACCCGGAAGCCAGCUGCACCAAUGUGUUGGAGGGUACACCGUGCACCUGGCAACCUUGGUUAGCGCGCACUGCGCCCGGCCCGCCACAGGAGUCGCUGGUGCGCGAUGAGACAAGGACAUCCCUACCGACCAAGCCCUCCCUAACCCAGACGAGGCUAGGCCAAUUGUGCGUCGCCCCACGGACCUCCCGGUCGCGGCCGGUUACGACAGAGCGAACCCAGGGACUCUGAUGGCACAGCUGGCGCUGCAGUACAGCACCCUUAACCACUGCGCCACCCGGGAGGCCUAUUCACUUGGCUUUUGCAUGGAUACAGAAUAGUAAUCCCUAAGUCUGUGUUAGUCAUAAUAGGAUGAUAUGACUAUCACACUGACAAACACUGGUAGGACGGGUGCCUGAUUUACCCCCAAAAAUGUAUCAACCCGACACUGAUCUUCUGUUGUAUCUGUAGCUUCCAGUCAGGAUCACAACAUUUCAUGAGCAUAGAUCAAGUGUGACAUAACAUAAGGAGUUGUGGAUGGCACCACCACCGGUAGUAUCCAUUGUGUUACUUCUUGCUGCCCUUCGUGGUGUUACCAGCCUUAUCAUGUGUAGCUCCUCUACUAAAGUUGGUUCCACCGGCUCAGGCUGAACGCUAAGGGCAGGUGUGUGUGUGUUGGUUCUUCUAACCUUGUGGGCACCUAAAAUCCCCAACUGUCCCCAUAAGGAUAGUAAAACAAAGAAAAUGAUCAUGUGUGGAGACAUUUCCCACUUCCCCAUGAGGACAAAGGUUAUUUUAAGUUUAAGGGUUAGGAUUAUAGUUAGGGUUACCGGUUAGGGAAAAUAGGAUUUUAAAUAUAAAUUAAUUUUAAGUCCCCAUGAUGUGUUGGUUCUAUCCUUGUGGGGACCUAAAAUCCCCAAAUGUCCUUAAACUUAGGGGUUACAAUUAGGGUAAGGUGUUCAAAUAUGGGUUUGGAUUAGAGUUAGGGGAAAUGGGAUAAUAUAACGUAACGUGUGUGUGCAUUUGUGCGUCCGCGCACGAAAGAGAGCUCUACCUCAGGACCAACGUUGUAGUCUGAGGACAGAAGCGUUCUGCCUGAUGAAGUUAGUCUGCACUUCUGGUCAUCAGUGAAAUCAGAACUAAAAUUAGACCUAAUAAAGGGAUGAGAACGCACUCCUGGAGAACGCUCAUUCAUUUCUCUGUGAGGCUGUGGUGGACUACAGUUUCUCCUCUGUUUGGUUAUGGCUCUGAAGCAGCAGAACAGUUAUACUAGGUGUACACAUACACACACCACUUGACCACAGAUGUUAUGCCCUGGUGUAAUCCAGGGGCACUGCUCUUGGAGGGCAGAAGGGAAGGGAGAUGUUAGUGUAUAUCUUUUUCACGUCUUGCCACAGCUCCAGUGUCCCUGCUGUGUUGGCUGUCAGGGCCACUGUCCUUUGGCCUGGUUGAUGGGUGUAGAGGUGGGCUCAGGGUUUCCCUAUGGGACUCCUUCACACCCUCAUCACUGGGCACUACGUUCACAGGUGGCAACUCUCUUACUAACCGUCUCAUCAGUGUCACAGCCUAGCUAGUCCUAAGCCUGUGACCUUGUCUGUGCAGCUUUAGAAGAUAGACUUCCCAGUGCAAGUCACAACAUAAACUGUCCUUACAUUCACUUCCUUUUAUUUACACACACAGUAGAUAUAUCAUGCUGGUGCCCACACACAGUACAAUGGACUAGACAUAUUAUUAGAAGAACAUGUCCCAUGUUUAGUUAAUAUGGGUUCUUUUGUCUAGUCAAUUGGUCUUGUGUGGCUCAGUUGGUAGGGCAUGGCGCUUGCAACGGGUUGUGGGUUCGAUUCCCACGGGGGACCAGUACAAAAAUGUAUGUGUUCACUACUGUAAGUUGCUCUGGAUAAGAGUGUCUGCUAAAUGACUAAAAUGUGAAAUGGAGGUUGGUAGAGUUGGCUGAUGUCAUGGUUCUGAGAAAGAACAGUGUGUGUUAUUGAUAUCUCACUUGCACUGGGACUGCACUUUCUAGAAAAGUCUUCAAUCAGCUACCUCAAAAAAACAUUCUGCUUGUUGUCACUUUAGGUCUACGUACUUCUGAUGCGAUAACAUAUGUGAGCUGAUUGGACAACAAUAGCUGAGCUGCUGUUGAACAACCCCGAGAGCAGAACAGAGUGCACAGCCUGGCCCUGAGGAGAGUACAGGGCCACACUGUAAACCAUUUUGUGUUGUUUUUACUGUAACUUACAGGCAGCUAGUUGCCUGUAAGUUACUGUAAAAAAGGUACAUUAUGUUACCGUAUUGUAUGGUAUCCAAUAGUGUUACUGGAAUCUUAUUUGCCUUUGUUUUUAUGGUAACUUACAGGCAACUGGCUGCCCGUAAGUUAUUGUAAAACAACUGUAAUCUUAUUAUGGCUAUUGUAACAAAUGAAUUAAUUAAUGGAUAAAUUAAUACAAAAAUUAAUUGAAGAGUGAUGGGGUUUGUAUUGUACAGUAUUUUACCGUAAUUGCAUGGCAGUGGAGCAAUCAGGUUGGCUGCUAGUUAUUGUGUUUACAUAUGAAUACCACUUUGGGAGCCUUUGUUAAGGCCUCUAGAAGUGAAAGUGAUUUAAAAUACCUAAUGUUGUGUUUCCUAUCACUUGCACUUCUAGAGGCCUUAACAAAGGCAUCCAAGCUGGAAGUGACUAAAGGGCAAAACAGACUGAAGGACAAUGCAGAUACUCAACCAUUAAAGGUCAGGGUGGGCAGAGCGGACAUCGUGUGCCCCAUCACAGAGUGCAGUGGUUACCUGGAGGAGAGCCUGGUGAUGUCCCACCUGGGCAGUGAGGAAGUGGCCAAAUACAAAUACUUCCUGGAGCUGAGCCAGAUUGACUCUAGCACCAAACCCUGUCCCCAGUGCAGCCAGUUCACCUCGCUGAAAGGACACACCCCCAGCAGGGCAGAGCACAAAUACAAGAUCCAGUGCACAAAGUGCCAGUUUGUGUGGUGCUUCAAAUGCCACGCCCCCUGGCACGAGGGCCUGAAGUGCCGGGACUACAGGAAAGGGGACAAGCUGCUGCGUCAUUGGGCCAGCAUCAUCGAGCACGGCCAGAGGAACGCCCAGAAGUGCCCCCACUGCAAGAUCCACAUUCAGAGGACGGAGGGCUGCGAUCACAUGAACUGCACCCAGUGCAGCACCAACUUCUGCUACCGCUGUGGGGAGAAGUACCGCCACUUGCGAUUCUUCGGGGAUCACACAUCCAACCUCAGCGUGUUCGGCUGCAAGUACCGCUACCUUCCUGAGAAGCCCCACCUCCGCCGGCUGGUCCGGGGGUCCGUGUGUGUGAGUAAAGUGGUGGUGGCCCCUGUUGUCAUAGUCCUGGUGGUGGUUGUCGGAGCAGUAUCCAUGGUCAUAGGACUCGUGGCUUUUCCUAUCUUCUACAUCUGUAAGAAGAGACGGCAGCGGACCCAGGGUACUGGCCGUUGGCACUGAGCUGAGCACCAUGGCAGUGUGGUCAGGACCCUGCUCCAGAUACGAAGCCCAGGGAGGGGACACAGGGAUUUGGGGGGAGGGGGGAGGGUUGGUUUCCAUCCACAGCCUGAGAAGAGCAAUGCUUUCCAGUGGCCUUCUCUCUCUACUGCAUGUCUACCACAACACUGUAUGUGGCUCCUCCUCCAGCCUGUGGAUCUAAAGGCUCACAGAGCAGUCUACUCCUGUUCCGCCCAACUUACCUCCACAGUGUCUGGGCUCCUAUAGCAUGGCUAGUGAAACAGAAACACAUUGGGUAGAAUGGGAAAGAGUUACUGAAGACGUGUGGGUGAGUCUAUCACCAUUCUUUUGCGGACCCUGAGCACCUGCAUAUUUAUGAUAUUUUCAGGGAUUUUAUUGUGGUGCGUCCAUACAGGUAACUACCAAAAUGAAGGAAAAACUUGAGUAAAUGAGGGAUACAAAGUGCAGUGCAUUCAGAAAGUUUUCAGACGCCUUCCCUUUUCCAACGUUUUGUUACGUCACAGCCUUAUUGUAUUUUUUCCCCAUCAAUCUACACACAAUACCCCAUAAUGACACAGCAAAAUGUUUGCAAAUGUAUAAAUAAAUAACAACGUAUACGUUAUUUACAUAAGUAUUCAGACCCUUUGCUCUGAGACUCAAAAUUGAGCUCAAAUGUAUCCUGUUUCCAUUGAUCACCCGAUGGUCACUCUGACAGAGCUCCAGUGUUCGUCUGUGGAGAUGGGAGAACCUUCUAGAAGAAGAACCUUUAAGAACACAACCUUUAUUCAACCAUCCUUUAUUCACAUUACUAUAAUACAAUAUUUCAGUUGUUGUGUAUAAAGAUUCUGGUCAUUAUAGUUAAUUACCAUGCUUUCUGCACUUAAAUAUGAUGAAUUUUGACCUGUGGAAAACUACACCUGUCUAUAAUGUCCCACAGUUCAUGCUUGAUUUGCUCAUUGAGCUUGCAGAAAGAAAAAAAAACUAAAUGAAAUUCAAAUAAUUGAACUGAUUUUCGGUCAAUUAGUUGUCUAAAAAACGAAAAUAAACAGAAAUGUCAGCUAAUCGCCCAGAACUAAAACAAGUGUGGUUCCUGAGUUAAUUAAGCAAUUAACAUCCCUUCAUGCUUAGGGUAAAAAAAAAAGCCCAGUGCACAAUAUUUUGGCUACCAUGGCUAGAAGAAGAGAUCUUUGUGACCUUGAAAGAGGCUCUUUAAGGAGCAUAGGGGGUUUAAAGGGUGUGUGUGUGUGUGUGUGUUUGUGUGUCAGUCAGUCACCAGAUCUCAACCUUAUUGAACACUUAUGGGACAUUUUGAAGCGAUACCUGAGACAGCGUUUUCCACCAAAUUAUGGAAUUUAUUGUGGAAAAAUGGUGUCUCCCAACGCCCUAUUCAGACUCUAUGUUGGCGGUUCCUUUAUUUUGGCAGUUACCUGUAGAUAGUUACACACAACAAGUAGUUACACACAUUUUUUAUGACCAAUCCCAAACUGCCCUGUAAGUGGUGAUUGUGUUUUAGUGAGAUUCAAGGUUCCAUUCCAUACACAUACACACGUUCAGCCACGUCCAUCCCUGCCAACCCCAGAGGGCUGUGCCCAUACAGACUGGUAUUUGCAUCGUCAACCAAAUGCAUUUGUUUUUUCCAUGUUGGAAACAAACCAAUGGGGACAGCACUGUUGAAAUAACUGCUGUUUCAUGCCCAGUAAUGAUGCCACAAUAUAUGUGUUUGUUUUGAAAAUGUACAUUUGACAAAUUUUCUGCCUCCUUCAAUGGUCAAUAUCAGAUGUCUGCUGUGAGAAUAUAUCUAAAAACCCAUUCAAUUUAAACAUGGAUAUCUAUGGAGGACAGACAGAGAGAUGUACAGUAAGAUCCAUGAUAGAGAAGUCAUGGUUUUGUUAUUUACUUUGAGGAGCCUAUUUAAGGAACUCACUUUCAAGCUCAACUAGAUUGCAUGAAACAAUCACCUUCCCAUAGUCGUCCAUUAUUUAAAUCUAGUUGGAAUUGUCAUACAGUACAUGCUAUAUGUUUAUGAAUGUGUCUAUGAAGUUCAUAUUAGUCAUGUCAGGGGUUUCUGUUCACAUCAAAUGUAUAAGCCCGGUGUCUUGAUAUCAUUAAUAAUAAACCAUAGUCCAUUCUCAAUUUGAAUUUGAAACACUGAUUACAAUAGGGCAUGUUUAGUUAAGCUUUCUCUCAAAUUCAAUUUGGGCACAACAUUAGUAAAAAAAAAUGUGUAAUUGUUUGUAUCACAGCUGAUAAUCAAAUGUCUCUUAAACUUUUUUCCAGUGGCCUUUGAUUUAAGUACCCUUUUGAAAGGCACACAAUGGACCUGAAUCUGUGCCAGUGGAUUCUCUGCAGCUUUAAAGGUUGUAACUUGGCAACAGUGGGCCUGUCCACCUCCCCCUAUCUACCCAAUCUUCUCACCAUGGCCACUGUAUUCAUCCGACAUUCAGACACUGCAUUGAUUCAUGUGUUAUUAAUAACACAUACUAUGGUGAGGAUGAUGAUGGAGAUGGAUGAAAGCUUGGUUACUACUUCACUCUAGUUCCUGUGACGACUUCAGUUACCACAAUGUCAAAGGUCAUGAACAGAAUUUGAAAUCUAUGAGGCUUUUGUAAUUGUUCUCAGGGAGCAUUCUGUUCACGUUCUCCACUGCUGUCUUUCCCUGCCCCUUUAGCUCCCAACUGUGCUACAUGAUCAAAGCCUGACACACAAAUGGUUUGUUUUGGUUUUUGAAUGAUUUUAAAGAUAGAGCUUACCAGAUACCAGGUAUGAUAUCACCAUUGUUCUCAUCGAGUAAUCACCUGGAUAUAAUAUAUUAAAAUGCCAUUGUUUGAUGACACUUUUAGUGUAUACAUGUUACCUUUUAACCUGACACGUUGAAUUGACGUCUGGGCAGGUGGGUGAUUCAACUCAGAUGUCUGAACUUGCCCAGGGGCUUAUCGGCUGGCUGAAGUCCCUAUUAAAGCCAUUGAGGUGUUGUUACCAUAAAGAUUACCUGGUGCCUUUACAAAGAUUGUUGAUAUAUGCUUGAUCUCCAUGUUAUUCCUGACUUUAAAGAGAAUCUCAUCUCUGCUCCAAAAAAGGUCUGUAGCUUGCACAACUGAAAUGGUCAAUUUCUCCUGAUCUAGAUAUAAAUGAUCUAGUAGUUUAAACUAAAGCUACAACAACACAGAUAGUAGUAUUUCAUGUAUUGGUUGGUUUAUGAAAAUCAAAUGCACAGAUUUGUAUUCUACUUUUGUUUGUGGGUCUUCGAUGCUGCUGCACCACUAUCUUCUCAGUUGUUGUAAUUCAUGUUUUGUAGAAAACUAAUGUAUGUUUUUAUCAGAUGGAAUUGUAGAGUUAUUAAACAGUGAUGGUUGAAAUGCCAAAAACAUC
Oncorhynchus nerka (sockeye salmon) is the source of this 12423-nucleotide messenger RNA. Its product is annotated as E3 ubiquitin-protein ligase RNF217-like. Gene Ontology annotation, biological process: ubiquitin-dependent protein catabolic process; positive regulation of proteasomal ubiquitin-dependent protein catabolic process; protein polyubiquitination. Gene Ontology annotation, molecular function: ubiquitin conjugating enzyme binding; zinc ion binding; ubiquitin protein ligase activity. The transcript has 6 exons. Gene Ontology annotation, cellular component: ubiquitin ligase complex; cytoplasm. Bases 8143 to 9057 code for a protein of 304 amino acids. The record is from RefSeq and is a predicted model, not a curated record. Lineage: Eukaryota; Metazoa; Chordata; Actinopteri; Salmoniformes; Salmonidae.